Lathyrus oleraceus (garden pea) is the source of this 492-nucleotide messenger RNA. RefSeq names its product secreted RxLR effector protein 161-like. Bases 1 to 492 code for a protein of 163 amino acids. NCBI's taxonomy places the organism in Eukaryota, Viridiplantae, Streptophyta, Magnoliopsida, Fabales, Fabaceae. The transcript has a single exon. The record is from RefSeq and is a predicted model, not a curated record.
AUGGCUCAAAGUCUAUACAGAAAUAUGAUUGGUAGUCUUCUUUAUCUCACAGCUAGCAGACCUGACAUUACAUUUGUUGUAGGAGUCUGUGUUAGAUAUCAAUCUGAACCUAAAAUGAGUCACAUUACUCAAGUGAAAAGGAUUAUGAAGUAUAUCAAUGGAACAAAUGAAUAUGGAUUGUUGUAUUCUCACAAUGCAAACUCCUUACUAAUAGGAUAUUGUGAUGCAGAUUGGGCAGGCAAUGCUAAUGAUAGAAAAAUCACUUAUGGAGGAUGUUUAUUUUUGGGAAAUAGUCUCAUAUCUUUGUUCAGUAAGAAGAAAAAUAGUGUGUCCUUAUCUACAACUAAGGAUGAAUAUAUUGCUACAGGAAGUAGUUUCUCUCAAUUGAUUUGGAUGAAACAAAUGUCAGAAGAAUACAAUGUCCAGCAAGAUGUCGUGACAUUCUACUGUGACAACCUAAGUGUGAUUAACAUUUCCAAGAACCUUAUUUAG